CACCGUAUUUGUGAGUCAUUGCGUAUCAAGUCAGCCAUGUAAUUGUAAAAAAAACCAAAAUAUAAGGAAUUUUGGCGUCGCGUCAAUAGUUUGUUGUUAACUUUCAGUUAAUUCGAAAAGUAUGUAAACAAACCUUACUACUGUUGCUAAUGUUAUAUAUUCUAACUUCAGGUGAUUAAAUUUGUGAUAUUGGAUAUGAGUAAACGUCGUUCGUCGUAUAAGAAGAAACGUAAUAUCUCGAAACUAAACUUGGAUAUGGAUUCAAAUAUUUUUGAACGAUUAGCGAAAAUUCCUCCACAACAUUUCACUACCAAAAAGGAUUUCCUCUCACAAAAUAUUGUACCUGCUUGUCCUAUUGUACCACCAAAACUCAGAAGAUGUUAUGGAAAAUGUUCCUUACUCACAGAAACCUAUGGGGAGGCUCAACUCUUAAAAUUUGAUCCUGAUAAUCAAGCACAAUUGAGCUCAUGGUACCGCAGAGAUGUUCAAGAAACAUAUUUUGAUCAAGUUUAUUAUCGUAAGCUCAAAAUAGGAGAAGGCAGCUUUGGAAGUGUCUACAAAGCAAUUUGUAGAGAUGAUGAUAAGUUGUAUGCAAUCAAGCAUUUCAACGGAAACCAUCCAAAAAGUAGCAAGUACAUAGAAGUUGAGAAUAUGGGAAAAGUUGGUAUACAUGAAAAUAUUUUACGUUUCUUUAUGGCUUGGGAAGAAGGUGAAAAUGUUUAUAUCAAAAUGGAAUGUUGCCAAAUGAGUUUGGCACAGUACUCAAAAAUAAAUCACAACAUCCAUGAGGACCAACUACAUGAAAUACUUCAUGACGUUAUUCAGGGAUUAGUUUACCUCCAUUCAAAGAACUUUGUGCACUUAGAUGUAAAACCUGACAAUAUACUGAUAGACCGAGGCCAUUAUAAGUUGGGAGAUUUCGGAUUGCUCUACCAUAUCAAAUUAACAAACAAAAACGAUCGUAUGUCAUCUGAAGGUGAUGCCAAGUAUCUGGCUCCAGAAGUUUUAGGUGGGGUUUAUACUUGCAAAGCAGAUAUCUUUGCUCUUGGGGUGACUUUGGUGGAGCUUGCAACUGAUUAUAUAAUGCCUUCAAAUGGAUACUUAUGGCAUGCUAUGAGGGAGGGUCAGAUUCCAUCAAUUCUGCCUGAGAAAAUAUCUCUGAGAUUCUUGACCUUGAUCUAUAGAAUGAUGUCGUACAAUAAUGAAAACAGGCCUAGUGCAUCUCAGAUCAUGGAAUGUCCAAUAGUAGCAGACGUCAUGACAAGAGAUGCAUUAAAUGAGAGAACUGAUUAUGCGAGACUUAUUUCAAUUGGUGGCCUUUCUUACCCCAAUAUAUUGAAUGCUGAUCUGAGAAGAGUUCUUAGUGACAUCGCUGAUGGUCCAGGAGAUAUGUUCCAAACACCUGUAAAUCGUACAGUGACACGCAAAAUAGGAUUCUCCCCUAGCGGAGAUUGUAUUCCAAGGCGUAUCAAUCCAAAGACUGGCACUCCGACAAAGGAAUUUAGACGCAGUCCACGUGUGAAGUUAUUCUUGUGAGUCACCAAGCAAUCAAUCACCGACACUUUGUUUGAUGCCACCCUUUUUAAAAGAAGCACUUAUUGAUCUCAAGACCAAAGUUUGUUUAUUUUCAUUGUUUAAGUGGUCUUACAAUUUUUUUUAUUUAAAAAGGCUGGUCUUUUAAAAAUAUUUAUUUCCAAGCAUUUUAUGUUAACUUAGUUAUAAAGGUUUAAAAUGUUUUUUCUAAUAUUUAUUGAUUGUUUGAAAAAUUAUCAAUUUUAAUCGAAUUUGUUGGCAUUGAAUAUUUCAUGCAGCUUCCAUUGUGAUACAAAAUGCUAGAGGGAACUCCUUAUUACUUGCUUCUCACUUUGCAAGUUGCAUUUUAUAUUAAUUCGUAAUACACGUUUGUACUUAUGCAAUCAUAAAGUUUCUAGAGAAAUAAUGCUAGUCCUGAUUCAUUUACAAGUUUCACUUCAGUGAAGUGGAUGGUGCUCUGAAAAACCGAUAUGAUUAGAUAUUUUUCACAAUAAAUGAAUUGAAGGACUUGCAUACAUUUCUCCACAGUUUGAUUCUUUGCCUGCUUUUAUCGCAAAUUUGAUAUGUGAAACUUAUUCUGUAUAGAAUUUCGUGGGCAAUUUCUCAAACUUUUUAGUUCUCAAAAAGAUGGGUCAAAUUCCGAUGUUGUGAUAAGCUUGUUCAUUGGAGAAUACCCCUCUGAAUAUCGUUACGAUUAGGUUUUGUUGACAGUUGAUGCAAUUUAUUUUUUAUCUGAAGAUUAAAAGGAAACACUUUCCAUUUAUUGAGGACCCUAAAUAGGCAUUGUGGGAUAAGAUAUAUUGUUGAACAGAAAAAUCUUAUCACAAAGUUGGUUAUCUUUGACCCACCUCCCCUUAGGUAAUUUGUGAAAACCAGUUUCCUCCUUAAUAUCUAUGAGCCUAUAAUAAUAGAUUUAAGCGGUUGACAAUAAUGGUACUCUCGGGCUUGUUUCCUUAUUUCUCCAUUGGUGCUUGAAUCAAUAAUAUUAAAAGGUAAUUCUAGAUAAAAUUGCAUGAGCGUUGUCAUUGGUGUGUAUGUAUGUGGGAAAUAUUUUAAAAUGAAAACGACAGUAGGGAGCCACAAAUAUUCCAGCAGAUAUCAAUCUAUGUGAACUUUUUACACCAAACAUUUGUGAAGUUAUUAGAAUGGAACUUUAAGUGAAACUUUAUUGGCGCGUUGUUUUUAAGAAUUUUCAAGUUUCAAACAAAGUUACCAAAAGUAUUCAGUAAAUUCAUAUAUCAGUGUUAUAUUUGGGUUUUGGAAUUGAUGCAAUAAUCUCCCAGAAUUCGUGACGAGAGGUAAUAAGAUUUGUUCAAUGUAUUUCUUCGAUGAAAAUUUAAUUUUAAGUUGAAUUGUUGGUAAGUCAACAAAUUGUGAUGUUUUAUUUAUUUCAUAUUGAAAACAAAAAAUAUAUUUUAACAUUGUAAAUUCAUCUCCAUAUCCACUUUUUAUUUUUCAAAACAAAUUCGCAUCUGGUUAAAACUUUCAUUUGUUUUUCAAACUCUUUACAGAAUCUGUGCACUUCAUUAGUAUCUGUCAUGAGAAAAUUCAUGAAUCCUAUUAUAUGUAAUUGCAUUCGCUUGUUCUAGUCUGAUAUGAGUUAAUUAUAUAUUUGUAUAAUUUUAAAUCAUUCAAGUAUUCAUAAUCAAAUUCAUGUAAUGUUUUUAACGAAUAAUUAAUCGCAGUUUAGGCUAAUUAUGAACCAGUAUAAUAUUCAUCAAAAUCUAAUUGUAUUUACAUACCUAUGAGUAAUUAGUUGAAAAACUCACAAUUCAUGAUCUCUCUAGUGGUGGAGUACUGAGGUUUGAAAAACCUUAUUCCAGAGCCUGUAUUCUUGCAAACGUUUUGUAAAAUUAAUCUUUUUUUGCAAUAAGUCUAAUGGUCCAGAAAACUGUAGACUCUCAGUUCAUUAUGAACUUUUGUAAUUAUUUAUAUUUGUUGUACCUUGCUGAUGGUAAUAUCGGUAGCUUUAAAAAAAGUUGCAAUAAGUGCCACAUAUUCAAGGCAAACAACUGAAGGUUCAAGGAAAAUCUCGAUAAUAGUAAUCAAAAACACUUAACAAAUUUGUACGGAUUUGUUGAAACCUACAAAUUACUAUAAUCUGUAUUCAUAGAGUACAAAACUUUUACAGAAAGUUAUCAGUAUUUUCCUUUUUCAAAUAAAUUUUUGAUCUUGAAAUGUUCCACUCCUGAUUUUAAUUCAAUACUUGUAAUGUGUGUGAUUAAUCUGUUCCAAAAGAAAUUGAGCUAUAUAUAUGUUACAAGUGAACUUUUUUACUUUCCUAAUAAAUGUAAUUUAAAAUAUA
Coccinella septempunctata (seven-spotted ladybird) is the source of this 3838-nucleotide messenger RNA. RefSeq names its product membrane-associated tyrosine- and threonine-specific cdc2-inhibitory kinase wee-1.3. The transcript is spliced from 7 exons. Bases 196 to 1536 code for a protein of 446 amino acids. Gene Ontology annotation, biological process: protein phosphorylation. NCBI's taxonomy places the organism in Eukaryota, Metazoa, Arthropoda, Insecta, Coleoptera, Coccinellidae. Gene Ontology annotation, molecular function: ATP binding; protein kinase activity. The record is from RefSeq and is a predicted model, not a curated record.